AUGGUUCAUCAAAACACAUUCGUCGGCGCUCUGUCUGUGCUUCUUGCCAGCGUAGCUGCCUCGCCUCUCGAACUUCAUGAGCGUGCUACCUGCAACCGAGACAAUCUCUUCCGUUGCUUCAUCGAUCAGCGGUACUCGACCCAAGCGAGUGCGUUCUGCUCCGGGCUUACUCCAUUCACAAAGACCGUAGCAACUGUCACGGCUACAGACACUGCAACUGUGUGGACCGACGUGGUGGCAACCACCCAGACAGACUUUGUCACCUCAACUACGACGGUAUUCACAGCAACUGUCCCCUCUUCAACCAUCACCGUCACCGCUUUCUAUGGCCAAAGCCCUCAAAAGCGUGCGGAAGUUGGUGCGGCUCCCGCUCCCAAGUGCGCCACCGAAGGUGCAGGCUACCCAGCUUCGCGCAUCACCUCAGCCUGCUCUUGCAUCGAUGUGCCUGCACAGACAACCAGUGUCACUUACACAGCUGGCACAGUGACUGUCACUGAUACGUCCACCUCCCUUCUCACUGCUUCUGCUACGGCGACAGUCUGGGAGACAGUUUCUACCGUAACAACGAGCGGCGUGGCUACCGUAACAGUCGCUCCAGCUCCUCUCGAGAACCUGGAUUUCGAGAAAGGCAACUUCGACGGCUGGACUUACAGUGACAACAACGGUGCCGGAUGGGAUGGAGACAUCGUCAGAGUUCCAGGUGCCAACGGCCAGCCUACCUGGGCGUUUCGUUCCAUCAACCGUCAGUACCUCGGUUUUGCUCUCUUGUACUUCAACAACCGGUACUUCCAUCUGAAGUCGGGCCCCCGGUACAGAAUCAGCUUUUCGGGCAAGACGACAGCUCCUGGCGCCGGCAACACACUCCCCAACACCUACUUCUCGGUCGUCGGUAAGCCUAACUGGUCUAUCGGAGCAUCUUGGUCUUCGCCUUUGCAGAACGGUACUCCUCUUGGAAAUGGUUGGUACAGAUUCAGUGGAGAGUUUACGGUUCCCGCCAGGUACGAAGGCGAUUGUGGAUUGAACAUUGGGUUCACAAGAAACACAAACUACGUCGAGCAUUUUAUCGACAACAUUACUCUUGAGCAGCUUUAA
Messenger RNA from Colletotrichum truncatum, 1092 nucleotides. RefSeq names its product FAD dependent oxidoreductase. Lineage: Eukaryota; Fungi; Ascomycota; Sordariomycetes; Glomerellales; Glomerellaceae. The record is from RefSeq and is a predicted model, not a curated record.